Molecule: messenger RNA, 2121 nt
Organism: Caenorhabditis briggsae
Lineage: Eukaryota; Metazoa; Nematoda; Chromadorea; Rhabditida; Rhabditidae
Exons: 10
Coding region: 1-2121 (706 amino acids)
Molecular function (GO): acyltransferase activity, transferring groups other than amino-acyl groups
Source: RefSeq, a predicted model, not a curated record
AUGCGCCUACUAUUCCUAUGUUCACUUUUACUGCUACAUGUUUCCGGCCACUAUUGGGAGGAAAUUUUUCUGACCUCCUCAAAAAUCCAUGGAGUCAGCGCUCAAUGUGCAAAUGACACGGAAACGUGGCAAAACUCACUGAAAUUGGUCGCCGAGGUGUCUGUCGAGUGUCUAGUAGAGCGAAAAUGCACCAAAGAGGAGGAAAAGAUUAUUGAGAAGAAUUUCUAUGCAGUGGAGCAAUACGACGCUUGGGGAAAAAUCCCACUGACUGGUCUCUUUCAAAUACCAAUUCUCAUGGAUGGGUCCUAUCAAGAAUGCGAAAGAAUUAGUGGACAAAAGUAUGAAACCAAUUAUUGCUAUAUUAUUCUGUUUCCGGGAAAGAAUGCCACGUGUCACAUGUCCGACGGUCAACCCACUUCAAUCUUUCUCCGUGGAGCAGUAUGCAUGCCAUAUUCAUGUUCUCAAGAAGACCUUCCAUCAGUCUAUAAUCAAAUUUCCAAGCAACCAUUCACUGCUUGCGGAGCAUUCUGCUCGAAAUAUCCCGUCAAAAAAACACCGGCAUUUUGGGGAUUCACUGCCUUCAUGGCUGUUAUGACAGCGAUUAUUUUGGCAGCUACACUGGCUGAUUUUCUAUUGGAUUCGAUAAAAAAGAAUGAAGAAGUUAAAAGAGAAGACGGGAAAUUGUUGAAAAUGGCAAUGGCUUUAUCAAUGUGGACAAAUGCGGAGCUGUUACUGUCUGUGAAGGAGCAAAAGCCCGGAUUCAUUAAAUGUUUGGAUUGUAUUCGAUUUUUGUCAAUGUUAUGGGUUGUGACAGGACAUACUUUCACGUAUUUGAUGGUUCCAGAUCAAGUUCUAUCCGUUCUUCCAUUCACCGGAAAGUUCUGGAAUCAUUUCAUAAUGAACGCGUUCUUCUCUGUCGACACCUUCUUCCUCCUUUCCGGAAUCGUCGUCGCCUAUUUAUUUUUCAAAAAUCCUCUCAAAAAAGCUCAAAUCACCAGUCCAAUCACCUGGAUUCUAUUUUAUGUUCACCGAUAUCUCCGACUGACACCGCCCCUAAUGAUUUUUAUUGGAUUUUUUGUGGUCUAUGGAUACUAUAUUCAAGGACCAGGAGUCGCUUCUCAGAAUAACCAAUUAAAUCCGCAAGUUGACGUUUGUGUACAGAAUUGGUGGAAAAACCUACUGUACAUUAAUAAUUUGGGACCAGAUGUCAACCAAUGCUACGGCAUCACUUGGUACUUGGGUGUGGACACCCAACUAUACUUAAUUGCCCCAAUUUUCUUAAUUGCCCUCUUUUUCUCGUUUGCCGCUGGAACCGCUUUAUUGACUGCCGGUAUUAUGGGAAGUGUGAUUACUGUAUACGUACUGUAUUAUGUCAAUGAUUUGCCUGGUGACUUUUUUGGAAAUGGAGACAACACCAACUUCUACGACCUAAUCUAUGAUAAGCCAUGGGUCCGUGGAACACCAUACCUUAUUGGAUUAUUCGUUGGAUAUCUUCUAGCAACAUUUGGAAAACGUAGAAUUCGUUUAAAUUGGGCACUUUCUUGUACUGGAUGGCUAAUUGCUUUUGGAUUGGCAGUUAUGUGUCUUUUUUCAACCUAUGAUUAUGAUAAGAGAAUUUAUUGGAGCGUUUUCAUCCGAGCAUCCUACUACAAUUUCUCGAGAAUCGCCUGGUCAAUUGCUGUCUCCUGGGUUAUCAUUGCUAAUCAUAUGGGAUGGGGAGGACCAAUCGACAACUUCAUGUCCCAUCCAAUGUGGCAACCGUUCGGUCGUCUAUCAUAUUGUGCAUAUAUUGUCCAUUUCGUAGUACUAUACCUGUAUUUGAGCAUCGGCGACGCCAGUAUUCAUUUUUAUUCCAGUUUUCAAAUUGUGAGUUUUUUUGAACAUUUUGAAAUUCCAAUUUUUCUCUAUUUUCAGUUCAUGUACUACUCAGUGCCUACAACAUUGUUAUCCUACAUUUUUGCAUUUUUUUGGAGUUGUUUCUUCGAAAUCCCAUUUUUAAAACUCGAAAAGAUGCUGAUUGAGCUCCUGCUCGGCUCUGGAGGAGCCAGAAAUUCUGGAAAAAUUGAAGAUUCCGGAAGGAUUCAGAAACCAAAAACCGAAGAAUUGUGGGACGCAAAGUAG